AUGGCUGUGGCACCGUCCGACUUCAAUGAACUUGAAUUAAUUGGCUCUGAGCAGAAACCUAAAUAUGAUCCCGAACCAGAACUGUGUGCUAAUCCGAUAACAGAAGCCUCAUACGAUAUGGGAAUGUUUGCAUCUGAGUGGGGAAUAAAUGUUGCGAAUGAGGUAGAGUCAACAGUUGACAAUGUUCAAAGCUGUGAUAGUCUGGGUGGUGAGCCCGCUUGUCUGGAUGUUUUUUCACACGAUAAUACAGCCAGAAAAUAUGAUGAAGUUCAUGAAAAUGAAAUGGUUACAAAAAACGUGGAGACAAACGAAAGCAAAGAUGAUGAUGAUGAUGAUAAUAGGGCCUCAAAAACUAUAAUUAAUAUAGGUGGCUGCAUCUAUUCUGAUGUUGAAUUUACUGAUGACUCCGACUCUGAAAAUUCAUCAGGUUCAGGAAACACAGAUGAGUCCAAUGACGAGUCACAAUCAUCGGACAACAGUUUGGGAAUUUUUAAUGAGGACGAUUUGCUUGAUGAGCUUGAGAGCAUGGAGACUGCCGCUUAUGGCUCAACAAGUACGCGCUUAGGUCAUUCGAAAGCAGCGCAGACCAUAGCUCCAUCUAUAGAGCAGCGCAAGCAGAGUCGGACAGAUGCUCCCAGAAAGAUCAAUUUAACUAACAUCAGUCAGCUAUCCAAACCAAUGCAUAUACAGAGACCUGAGUCGCCCAUAAACUCUAAUGUCAGUCAGCCAACAGAAGAAACUCCUCAGACGGUAUCCUCUUCUGAUAAGAAGCGAGACUUUGAAAAGACCACAAUAACGUACUUAACAAACUUAUCCAAAAUGGCUGAGAAUAAAGCGCAGGGCGGCAUUGGAGCCGCCAGUAUUAUCUCUUCGCCACCUUCUACGAAAGAUUCGGAUACUGAAGAGUUGAGGUGGCGACGAAAAGCAAAGCAGCAGAAAUCUGGCUCAAAGGUCGCUAAGGACUUUUACGAACAAGAUAACAAUAUUGAAGACAACAUGUUUGAGCCCGACUAUGAAGAGGACGCUUUUAGUUCGGAUCUUCUUCACUCAAACGUGCUGAACGAUUACGAGAAACUGUUUCAUAAAAUUCGCAAGAUUGUGGACCGAGUUCCCAACCGCUUCAAGUACGAAAUAUACAGCCUUAUGUAUCCGGCUCUUGCGUUGGCCUACCUGCGAAUGGUUUCCAGUGGAAAGUACCGGAAAGGCAAGUCGUUUGUGGAGAGCUCCAUGCGUUACAUUGAUCACUCUUACGUAGCACGCGUGGGUAAACUAAUGAUACUACAGACUCCAGGUGAUUUACCAAACAAAGCCAAAAGGCUCCUCUCUGACGAAAAAAUUCAUUUCUGCAUGCUCGAAGAGACCUAUUACGUGCUUCUGCUCCACAUGGAACGUUGGAGCCGUUCAUUACAGGAAACAUUUCUUAGACAUUUCGAUCUAAGUCCUUAUGAUGAAAACGAGGAGCCGCGUCAAGUCAAUCGCAUUGGUUCACCUAUUUUGGAAAAGAUUUAUUGGGCUACCACCGACACAGUCAAAGAAAAUAAGGAAAGUAGCCCGCGACCCAUGAAGCGUAGGCGUUUCAAGAAGGACAAAAGCUCUCUAGCUGGAAAUGAGUAUUUGCCGAUAGGCAAUCGCCUCUACAUUCCUACUCCGAAGCGUUGGGACCAGGAACGACUAAAGGAUGAUGAGGAGCGGCGCGUACCACUUAACCGUGAGAGCCUGCCAUCGGCCUACCUAUAUACGGCGCAAGAGAGCUCAGAGACCGUAAUAUGCGCCUCCUUCUCAAGCAAAACCACAAUGAUUUCCAUUGGCACCGACUCUUCCCUAAUCCAUAUUUUCUCGUUGACUUCCUCAAAGCUGGUGCAGCUCAAGUCGGCAGAAUGCCUGAAGAGGCUCGACACUAGCAUAUCCGGCAUAGAUGACAGCAUGUUAGAUGCGACCAAGAGAAAAUUGAGACGUACACUCUAUGGCCACCAAGGACCCAUUUAUGGAUGUAGUUUUUCUCCAAAUGACCGUUUCCUACUUAGCUGUUCACAGGAUCGAACUGUUCGUUGUUGGUGCCUGCUGUCCUGGAACUGUGUUGUCAUCUAUCCCGGACACUGCGGUGCCAUCUACAGCGUUGUAUAUGCUCCGUUAGGCUAUUUCUUUGCCACCUCUUCAGACGAUCGCACCGCGCGCAUUUGGACGCAGGACAGCAAGAAAUCAGUCUGCAUUCUUAUGGGGCAUUUAGCCGAGGUCAUCAUCUGCCAGUUCCAUCCAAACAGGCACUACCUCGCGACUGGCUCAGCCGACUGCACAGUUCGCUUGUGGGACGUUAUGAAAGCUACUCAAGUGCGCAUCUUCAGUGCGCACAGGAAUUCCAUCAAUGCGCUCGCGUUCUCCAUAUGUGGACGCUACUUGGUCUCCGGAGGUGAUGAUAGUUAUGUGAUCCUUUGGGACACUGAUAAAGAACAAAUGGUUCGCUGGCUGUCCCACCACACUGCGGCUAUCAACAGCAUUGAGUUUGGGCACGAUAACAAAAUGUUCAUAGUUGGCGGACAUGAUUGUAAGAUGAGCCUUUGGGAUUUUGAACGCUUGGUGAGGGAAUAUGAUUCUGAAAAAUUAAAGGCGAUGAAUAACCCGGACACAGACAUUAACCGACCUGAACUAACCACUAAGGAUUUUCUGAUUAAAUCAUAUGCCAGCAGAGGUACACCGUUCUAUGAGUUACGUAUUACACGAAGAAACCUUCUGCUAGGCUUCUGUGUCCAGCUAAAAGAUAAUGAGUCAAAACGAUCGGCUGAUAGCAUGUACUCAGAGUGGUUAGAGUUUCUGGAUAUUUUAAAACUCAAGGCGUGUUUUCAGCAACCUAACAGUCAAUUUGAAUCAAAUCACUAUCAGGAGAUGAAAGUCGAGGAACCG
Drosophila navojoa is the source of this 2898-nucleotide messenger RNA. RefSeq lists its product as uncharacterized. NCBI's taxonomy places the organism in Eukaryota, Metazoa, Arthropoda, Insecta, Diptera, Drosophilidae. The record is from RefSeq and is a predicted model, not a curated record.